Molecule: messenger RNA, 1906 nt
Organism: Beta vulgaris subsp. vulgaris (sugar beet)
Lineage: Eukaryota; Viridiplantae; Streptophyta; Magnoliopsida; Caryophyllales; Amaranthaceae
Product: glycosyltransferase BC10
Exons: 2
Coding region: 328-1596 (422 amino acids)
Cellular component (GO): membrane
Molecular function (GO): glycosyltransferase activity
Source: RefSeq, a predicted model, not a curated record
AUGCUUUCCAUCUUUUUCCAAAUAGCAUUCGGAGUCUGAGAUCAAUAGGAGUACAAGGUACGACCUUCUUAAACUCCUUGUAUGUUUCGGAUUUUAAACGGAUUAUUCCUACUCUUGUUUAUUUAUAAGAAGGAAAAAACAAGAAAACACACACAAUUGAAUUGACAAUACAAACAAACAAAAUAAAAAAAACAUAGACAGAUCUUCUUUGUCCUCCCGACCAACCACCUUCCCUCCGCCGUUGAUAUUCUCCAGCGAGAUCUCCACCGUCGGAUCUCCGCCAUCUCCAACAACUCCAUGAUCGGCUUUUACUAAUCCCAAAUUAGAAUGGUGAGAAGUAGAGGAGAAAAAGAUGAUUUAGAGAAAUUAGGAAACAAUAAUAAUUAUUAUCAUCAUAUUAACAAUAAUCAUAAUCAUAAUCAUAUGAAGGAUGCAUCGUGCAGAAUAAUGCGGGUUGUAUUAUGUUUAGUUAUUUUUGUUACAGGUAUAGUUAUAGGAUUAAUUUCAAGCUCACAUAUCGAUGUUAAUUGGUACUACAACAACAACCGCCAAAACGGAGUCGUAAAAGAGAAGAGUAUUUUUGUUGAUGAUAGCAUUGUUGUUAGAAACUGCACAACAGUAGCAACAGCAACAAGUAUUGUUAAGUGUGAGACAGUUGAUUGUUUGAGUUUAGAGAAUUUGGUUAAACCAAGGGAGAUAAAUCAUGGAUUAAAUGAUAAAGAGUUGUUUUGGAGGGCAUCAAUGGUGCCUAGGAUUGCGGAGUACCCUUUUAAGAGGGUAAAUAAAGUGGCUUUUAUGUUCUUAACCAGAGGUCCUUUGCCGUUUUUACCUUUGUGGGAGAGGUUUUUUGCUGGACAUCAGGAGUUUUUUUCAAUUUAUGUUCAUACUUUGCCUGGCUUUACGCUUAAUGUGUCUCCUUACUCCGUCUUUUUUGGCCGCCAAAUUCCGAGUCAGAAAGUUUCUUGGGGUGAUAUAUCUCUGGCAGAUGCAGAGAAGAGGCUUUUGGCCAACGCUCUCCUUGACUUCUCCAAUGAGCGGUUCGUGCUAAUCUCUGAAAGCUGCAUUCCUGUCUACAAUUUUCAAACAGUAUACAAAUACAUCACGGAAUCCGUCCACAGUUUUGUAGAGUCCUAUGAUGAUCCCUCACGUUAUGGUCGUGGGCGCUACAGCCGGCGAAUGGGACCUGAUAUUAAGCUCCGUCAAUGGAGAAAAGGGUCUCAGUGGUUUGAGAUUACCCGAUCUUGGGCGAUUGAAAUUAUAUCAGACUAUAAGUACUAUGAUCUUUUUAGGAAAUACUGCCAUCCUUCUUGCUACCCUGAUGAGCACUAUAUUCCCACUUACCUCCAAAUAUUUCAUCCACUCCUCAACUCUAAUCGUACAGUAACUUGGGUGGAUUGGUCUCUGGGAGGGCCUCAUCCGGCGAGUUUUGGGAGAGAAAAUAUUACAGAAGGUUUCAUACAGAAUAUCAGAAAUAAUGGGACAGAGUGCUGGUAUAAUUUUCAAAGAACACCUAUUUGUUACCUCUUUGCUCGUAAGUUCGAUCCAAGCGCACUGGAGCCUUUGCUGAACAUAAGUUCAAAAGUGAUGGGCUUUUGACAAAUUUUGACUUAGCUUAGCUAGAAGUGUAGCCUCAUCUGAAAAGUUUUGGUUUGGAUGCUGGCGUGAUGAUCAAUUGAUCAUAUUAUAUUGGUAGUGCUAGUAGUUCCUUUUUUUUUUGGUUUUUUGUUUGUUUCUUUGUACAGAUACAAUUUUGAUUGCUUUAGGUAUAUAUUGAAAUGAAUACGAUUAUGGCAAAUUUUGUUAGUAUUACUUUUCGCUGUUUUCUUUUGUUUUACAAGGGGAUAAUUCAAUGUAACUCAACCAAAGACAAGAUUUCGCUAUCCUAAAUAAAAACAAAAAUUGGCUA